AAAUCCUUGGUAUCGUUCGUCUUACAAAAUCUUUACGGGAAUUCCGCGUCGAUCAGACCUUUCGACAGCGUGUUUCCUAUUCUUCUGGAUCCCAAGUCGAAAUAAAAGCACUCAUCAAUAGAAAGAUGUCGGAAUGCGAAGGACGUGUUGCACUCGUUACCGGUAUUACGGGACAGGAUGGGUCUUACCUUGCGGAACUAUUGCUGGACAAGGGCUACACGGUACACGGUAUUGUCCGUCGGUCUUCUUGCUUCAACACGGGUCGUAUUGAUCAUCUUUACCGUGAUCGUCACGACACGCAAGUAAAGCUCUUCUUGCACUACGGCGAUCUGUGCGACGCCAGCAAUUUGAUCACGAUCAUUUCGUCCGUCAAGCCCGAUGAAAUCUACAAUCUGGGUGCCAUGAGCCACGUCAAGGUCUCCUUCGACAUGCCCGAAUAUACGGCUGACUGCGACGGACUCGGUGUUCUGCGCAUGUUGGACGCUGUACGUGCGGCGGGCUUGGAACAGUCAGUCAAGUUUUACCAAGCUUCCACCAGUGAACUCUACGGCAAGGUUCAAGAAGUUCCGCAAUCCGAAACCACUCCUUUUUAUCCCCGUUCCCCUUAUGCUGUUGCCAAGCAGUACGCCUUUUGGAUUCUCGUCAAUUACCGUGAGGCCUACGGCAUGCACUUGACAAACGGGAUUUUGUUCAAUCACGAGUCUCCUCGACGUGGUCGUACCUUUGUGACCCGCAAGAUUACAUGCGCGGUGGCUGCUAUUAAAGAAAAGCAACAGAAGACUCUUUAUCUAGGAAACCUUGACGCCAAGCGCGAUUGGGGCCACGCACGUGAUUACGUCGAAGGCAUGUGGAUGAUGCUCCAACAAGAGACUUCGGACGAUUAUGUCUUGGCGACGGGAGAAACGCACACCGUGCGUGAAUUCGUGGAGCUCGCUUUUGCCGCAGUCGAUAUUACCGUCAAAUGGAAGGGUGAGUUCGGUACUAUUGAUGAAAUCGGCGUCGAUGCGGAUAACGAAGAUCACAUCCUUGUCAAGAUCGAUCCACGAUACUUCCGUCCUACGGAAGUUGAGCUCUUGUUGGGAGAUCCCACCAAAGCGAAGGAAAAGCUUGGAUGGACUUCGUCUACGCCUUUCCCCGAUUUGGUCAAGGAAAUGGUGAAAGAAGAUCUCGCGAUGGUUCGUGGUACUAGCGUAGAUCCGGAAAAGUUACUCGACUGAAUGUUUCAGAUCGAUUACAGUUAGUGUGGCAAAAUAAAGAUUUCUUUGUACAAGCGA
Molecule: messenger RNA, 1274 nt
Organism: Phaeodactylum tricornutum CCAP 1055/1
Lineage: Eukaryota; Bacillariophyta; Bacillariophyceae; Surirellales; Neidiaceae
Gene: GMD1
Product: gdp-mannose 4,6-dehydratase
Exons: 2
Coding region: 126-1217 (363 amino acids)
Biological process (GO): GDP-mannose metabolic process
Molecular function (GO): GDP-mannose 4,6-dehydratase activity
Source: RefSeq, a predicted model, not a curated record